This is a messenger RNA of Mercenaria mercenaria, 1459 nucleotides long. RefSeq lists its product as uncharacterized. The record is from RefSeq and is a predicted model, not a curated record. Lineage: Eukaryota; Metazoa; Mollusca; Bivalvia; Venerida; Veneridae. The transcript is spliced from 10 exons. Gene Ontology annotation, molecular function: signaling receptor activity. Bases 110 to 1444 code for a protein of 444 amino acids.
GUCCUUCUCAUACUUGUAGUACAAGAUCCUUUGGUACUUAAUGUAAAGAUUAAUGCAUUCAUUGACAUGAUUUAAAAUUAGUGUAUUCCAUGACAUAACAGGAGGCGGAAUGAUAAGCGGUUUUUUCCUUGGUGUAUUCUUUUGUCUACUGAAUCCAAAUGAGGCAACUCGGUGCUUUGAGUGCAGUAAUGUGCCUUUUCCACGUGAUUGUACAAAGUUGAUAACAUGUAAAUCUGAUGAGAAUUGUUUCACAGAACAGAUUAUUACUGCAGGCGGUAACAAGGUUUAUAACUCUGGCUGUCUUUCCAAAUCGAUUUGUCCUCAGCUUGGCACACCACCAAUUGUUGGUAAAAGAACAAUAAACAUUAACGACAAGCCUACCACAGACAUUAGCACGUGUAUAGAAUGUUGUACGGAUGAUUUCUGCAACCUUAAGGGAUGCGGAGCUCAUGAAAUCCCAAUUGAACAACGCGGACCAUAUUGUUACAAUUGUGACGUUCUUAACCUUGUGGAUUGCAAUAGUGUGGCUGUUUGUGCGCAGAACGAAUUAUGCCUGAUGUUUAAUCCAUACAAACUAAGCGGUCUUCCAGAAACCAUCUAUAGAGGACAAUGUGAAUCACUUUCUGCAUGCGCGGCCUUGACACACGUAUAUAGUAAUGCAAAAUGUACUCCAAUGUGUUGCAAUACUGAUUUCUGUAAUGAUCAUUGUGGGGUUACCUCAAAUGAAACCAAGACGACAGCUCAACCGCAAACAACCGUAAAUAUGGCACAAACACCAAAGAACAUUUCCUCGCAUCAACUGGAAGCAGUAGUAACCAGCAAGUUAUCAUUAAAUUUAACAACCGAAUCGCAGGCAACGAUCACAUCUAUAGGUCACUCCAAAACAACCCUUCAAGUUACGCAGACAUCAGAAAUACUCAAUACUCAUACAACACAAACAAAACAGCCGGCAGCAGAUAUGUCAACACAGUCAGUUUUCACAACACAAGGGGGGACAGAUGGAACAACAACACCCAACCCUAAUGCACACUUUCACUGUUAUGGACAUUACAUACAUUUACGGAAUGCAAAUGCACAAUUAUGUGUUCAUAUUGUACUUAAACACGUAACGUGGCAUAAUGCUCGUCUUGCAUGCAAGCAGGAAGGUGGUGAUCUUGUUGUCCUGGAUACGCAUGAAAAGGUGUUGUUAAUGAAGAGCGAAGUUGCAAAGUCUGAUCACUCCGCCUAUUGGAUAGGGGCCCGAGACACGCAUCAAAAUAAUCAUUUCUUUUGGAUAAACCAUCAUCAUGUAGAUGAUACCGAAGCGGAUUGGGCAAACGGUCAACCCAACCAUAGUCACUAUGGAUACGAUCAAGACUGUGUUUCCAUGGUCAGAUAUAGUUACCAUUGGCAUGAUACCGAAUGUAAUACGAAGCAUCUAAAUUAUAUUUGUGAACGAUAUUAAAGACAUUCAAAACUA